Messenger RNA from Rhagoletis pomonella (apple maggot), 5907 nucleotides. Its product is annotated as zinc finger protein 704-like. NCBI's taxonomy places the organism in Eukaryota, Metazoa, Arthropoda, Insecta, Diptera, Tephritidae. The record is from RefSeq and is a predicted model, not a curated record. Gene Ontology annotation, molecular function: RNA polymerase II cis-regulatory region sequence-specific DNA binding; DNA-binding transcription factor activity. The transcript is spliced from 9 exons. Bases 1555 to 3237 code for a protein of 560 amino acids. Gene Ontology annotation, cellular component: nucleus. Gene Ontology annotation, biological process: regulation of transcription by RNA polymerase II.
GUACCGUAUCAGCAUGAAACGAAACAACCGACAACAACGAAACAAGCGAACAGCAACCAGCUAUCCGAUACCGAUUCCGGUAGAUACCGACCCAGAAAUCAACGGCUGUUAGCGAGUCACCAGCUGGUAGUUGACUUUUGUGUAGUCGUAGAAUCAUUCUUGAAUGCGCGCGCGAAUAGUCAACACGCUAAAGUCGCAACAUCGCAAACUUGAAACGCAGCAAAAUUUAAAUUAAAUAAAACAAUAAAGUGAUUUUUUGUUUAGUAUUCGGCCGGAGCGAGCAGACGUUCUCAGCACUCCCAUGCCUAUACAUAAGUGGUGCAUAUAGUAUAAAAAUAUCGUGUAUUACCCCAAAGUGGGUGAGCGUAUUUAGUAAAGUGUUUGUGAGAAGUAUGAGUGUUAGUGCUUUUGUAGGCUUUGUAUUUUUGCAAAGAACAAAGUUUCACCACAUACAUACAUAUACAAACAUACUCUCACACUUGAACCGCUGACAGACCUGCUAGCUAGUUGGCUGGCUGGUUAUUUGGUGCUGGCGAACAGACACUUGUGGUAGUAGCAUUUUGGUCGUACGCGAGUAAGGCCAGAUAUGUAAACAAGGCGGGUUAAUUGAAUAAAUCCAAAAGAAAAACGGGGAAAAAACCUAAUUAAAAUGCUGCGGCGUAGCAUUUUAAAAUACAUAUAAAUAAAAUCAAAUACGAGAAAACAUAACAAAAUAAAUUUUGUUCUUUUCAAAAAUAAUAAAACACGCGGCGCGGUAACACAUCUAGCAGAAAGACAAACAUUUGCAUGACUCCGUGGAAAGCCACCAUUUAUGAAAAACCAGCAAGGCAUCCUUGUCAGUUGCGAAGUGACUGAUGCUGCAAGUGGAGCAAAAAAAAAUUGACCAAUUGAUAAAAUAAGUGCAAAUUGCAAGGACCUAAUUUUAUUACAAAUAUAUCUGUAUGUAUGCAUGUGUGCAUGUAAAUACGAUAAUAAAACUAAACUAAAAGAUAGCCAAAAUACUCACACUUAAAACGUUUAAAAGAAACUUAGUUCGAAAAAGCGAGACAAUCCUUGAUAAUCAGUGCAAGUUUGCAAAAUGUUUUACACUCCCAUAAUUAAAGAAGUAAACUUUGCAAAAAAUAUGAAUGUUCAUAUAAAACUUUUAUGAAAAGAAGAAAUAACAGGUAUAGGGAAAAUAAUAAUUUAUUUCAGUAAACCGACGGAAAUACUUAGAAACAACACUAAACAAAAGAGGAGGAAUAAAGAAGAAAAAUUGUUGAUUACAGAAGGUGAAAUACAAUCAAGUGAAACAAAAUAAACAAAUCCUCUGCUCAAAACCUUGAAAGAGAAACUAAACAAUUAAAACCAACUACAAUUUAGUAAAACUGGAAAAUUCACUCAACACUAAAUUUGAACGUGACUUUAUGAAAGCAGUGUUGGCGUCUACUUUCGGCGUCAAAGGAACCUAUUGAGCUAAGGAAACGUUUGGAGGAGGUGCGUCUGCUUGAAUCGCGACGCUCAGCACGCCUGGCCGAUCAAGAACGCGACACGGACUUCGCACGUCUAGCCGAUAUGGGUGGCGAUCGCCGCCGAACAGCAUCACACAGCAUUGAGGUGCCAUUUUCCUUAACGACGCAAAAUAACUCACGCAAACGUCCGCAGCCAUAUAUAAACGAUUGCUUUGGCGGCCAGUGCGGCGACAAGGAAGAUAUGGAAGAAUGCCAUGCAGCAAUGAUUUUAAUGAAGCUCUCCCAUUCACCGAAAAAUGCAGAAAAGUGGUUUGGCUCUAGUCCGGGCAGCUCAUCGUCGUCGGGUAGCUCCUGGAGUUCGGGCUCCUCUUCUCCACCGCUUAGCGACGAUGGCCACGCAGGCCUCAACACAAGCGCCAUAUUGAACGAUGCGAGCGCCCGCAUUCGCACGACAUCAGUGUCCACUUCGGAUGAGGGCAUUGUUGUAGACUUCAAAGAGGAGGCGCCACGCAAAAAGAGGGUAAGUCCCUUUGAAGUCAAUACACCAGUUCAGCAAAUAGGAUCUCAAUUUAGUACAAACAAAUCCAGAUUCAGAUGUACCUGGAAAGGCUGCAAACACAUAGAACACACAAACAAGAAAAUCGAAAGACAUAUAAGAAAUGUUCAUCUUGGCAAUAAAAAGGCACGACGUUCUGCAGAUUAUGAUGAAUCAUGUAGCGAAAAUGACCACGAAGAAGAAUUCUACUAUACGGAAAUCGAAGACGAGGAUGAAGAUAGCAAAACGCCGAGCACUACAUCGACUCCCACACUCAGCCACCGUGAUAUGGCGCGCCCACCGCAUGAAGAUCCGGAAUACCAAAGAAAAAUAGUUGGAAAUUUUAAGCAAGGACGUGUCAAUCAGCAGCAACUUCAACAAAACCUGGGUCAAAAUCUAAGCAGCAGCAAGACAGUAUACCACUGCGGCACUUAUAUUACGAAUAGCAAUAGCAGCCAUAACCAAAAUAAUCAGCAAAUGCAGAAUAAUUGUGUUUCGACUUCACCGCUCACUCAUCACACCUACUGGCAGUCAUCGUCAGUACCAGUAGUACCAGCCGCGCCAACUGCCACUGCAUCGGUGACAACAAAUUCAAGUCAUCAGCAACCGCAAUAUAUUAAACAUGCUCGAUCAUCGCCACGUCCGUCCCAGUCGACCGCUCCAUAUCCAUCGCCAACGUACCAUCACAAUUAUAGCAGUAGCCCGAAUACGUGCAUAAGCAGCAAUGGCAACGGCAGUACCACUAGCAACACAUGCAGCAAUCAAAGCAAUUCCAUCAUACCCAAUAACAGUGCCAACAAUAUGCUCCAGCAACUGUCUCAACAAAAUGUCACGGUGACGGCGCAUAACAGUGCCCAUCACAACCAGCAGCAAGAACAUCAACAAGUACCGGCAGUAACUAUCACGCCAAAUUAUCCAAGCCAUCAGCAGCAACAACAGCAAUCGCAACUGCAGCACAUUCAUGGUCAUCAGCAAACGACGCAUUCAAACACUGCCGGCGCUAUAGUGACACUCCCCACCACACAUAUAAACCACCUACCGCAACAGCAACAACAGGCAUCUCAUCACCAUCAACAGCAGCAUGCACAACAUGUAGCAGUUGCCACAACAACUAAGCACUCACCGAACUCACCAAAUAGACGCACUCGAGGCGAGAACAAGAAGUGCCGCAAAGUAUAUGGUAUGCAUCGUCGUGAUCAAUGGUGCACUCAGUGUAGGUGGAAGAAAGCUUGUAGUCGAUUCGGUGACUGAAAAAGGCCCAAAGCGUCGGCGACCACGGAAACGGCGGCGACGGCGACAGCGACAGCGACAGCGGUAGCAGCGAAAAUUACUUCAACAGCAACGACAGAGCUAGCAGCGGGAGCUAAAUUAAAGUCUCUAGCAAUAGAUUUGGGAAGCACAGAAACACAGGUAGCGUCAACCUAUUUCAAUACAAAGUACAAGCGAACAUGCUGCAACUAUAAUCUUGGCCAUAAUUCCACCAGAAAUACUAUUAAUAAAUACAAGUGUUCGGCAGCUUCUGUACCAGCAACUGCCGUAGCCACCUCCGUUGUUGUGAAGCCACUAAAUAAUUUAAGUAAAAUCUCUGCUAGCAAGAACUAUCAAAACACUGCCAGUGGCAGCAAAAUUAUCCAUGCGCCGUUGAGUGGCAACCAUAAAUAUGGUGCAAACACGGAUGCUGAUGUACACUUGCAACUGCAACAACAAACACAGGUUGUUACAACUGCCAAUAACAGCAACAUCAAUAUCAACAAUCAUUUGCUACCCGCUACAGUCUCAAGCGCUGAACCGGAUGUGCGUAUGCGAACGUCGCUGCCAAUACAACUCUUUCCUUAAGUACCCACACCACCACAAACACUACAAAACAUAACAUCCUUGCUGCCCUCAAAGUCGAGUACGAGAACGACGAUAUGACAGCCGUGAAAAUCACGACAACAAAGAACAUUUUUAUUAUGAACGCAAAAUCGGCUAUGUUCUUUAACAUUUGUUGUACAUUUUAUCAACAUUUUUUUAUUUAUUUAAGAAAUGACUUACAAUAUUUGGCUUUUUUGUUAUUGUUUAUUUUUUGUUGCCUUUACUUAUUUUAAUAAUAAUUCAAUUUAUUCGCCUCAAACGGCAAUUUUACACUAUAGUUUAAUUUUAUGGAAUUAGAAAAAUUUUUCUUUACUAUUAUACUUACAUAUGUAUAAUGUACAUAUAAAUAUCUAUACAUACAUACAUUACAUAUGUAGUAUACAUAUAAAAACUAUAUACAUAAAAUACAUACGUAUAGUAUUAAGAAUUUCAAUCUUGCGCGGCUACCAUUAUCCAUCUAUAAGCGUUAACAGACAAAAUCCAUUCAGGACACAGUUGAAUAAAAUAAAAUAACGAUCUAAAGCUACAAUAACAUCAAAUAGUAUACAUACAAUUUAAAUAUAUGUAAACGUAAAUAAUUUUAAUGUUUCAAGCAAGUUUGGAUCUGUUAAAUAUACAUAUUAAAAAUAGACAAUGUUAAUAGAUAAACUAAACCAAUAAAUAUGUGUGUAUGUUGCAUAAGUUCAUAGAUAGAUAUUUAAGUAUUACUUGUAUUAAUCAUGAUAAUCAUAAAAACGGCAAUGUUUAAGUUCAGUUAAAUAGAAAAAUGUUAAAACAACAGAAAGGAAAGAAAUUAAACGAGAAAACAACCCAAUCCAAACUUUUGGUUGGAAAUAAAACUUAAAAGAGGUUGGAAAUAAGUAACUUUAUGUCUGCAUGCACACAAAUUAAUAUAACAAUAAACACCAUCAAGUGGCAUCUAAACACACGUGCUUCACUUGCAAACUUUUGAAAAGAAGGCUCCCCUUUUAAAAUAAAAGUGUUGGCAUAUAUGUAAGUGGAUUUUCGUUCAUCACACUUGUAUAUACUACAUACAUACAUACUUAAAAUAUCAGCAUACUAGAAUAUGCCUAUACGUACAUAACAUAGUUGAUAUUUGCCAUUUUUUAAGAGUACCUAAAAUGGAAUGAAUAUUGUACCUUUUUCAACAAAAAAGUAUCUUUACAUUUGUAUGUACUAUUCUAUUUCACUAAAAUCGUUAAUGAGAUCUUAUAUAAGUUUAUUAGCACAUAUGGGUUUGCGUAUAACAAAUACGUUUAUAUUAAAUUUACAUGCAUAUACAAUAAUUUUUGUAAGGAAAAUGGUUCAAACAAGAAACACAUCCUCAUCGAUUGAAUUAUACGCUAAAUUAUAAUUAUGUAUGUGUUUAAAAAAGAUAAAUUAAAUGUGUUAAAUUUUUACAGAGUACGAAUUUCUUUGUCUAAUGUGACAUCAGAAGACAAACGGCUGACGUGCUUUAUUGAAAAAUGCGCCAUUUUAAUUAGUAUUGUAUUGACAUGUUGGUGAGCAAUCUGCAUUCGAAAAAGUGAAGGAGUGUUUUGGACAGGAUUUUUACAGCUAUUUUUUUUGUAUUUUAAAGCAACUCCAAUCUAGUUUCCAAUGCUCAUUCACAAUCAGAGCACUUAUUUUUUGUAAUUUUUUUACUUCAAAAUGAUUUGUGCAUUUUACUUGCAUAGCGAUUUUCACAAUAUUCUAUGGCCAAUAAGAAGAUACAUGGCUAAUGGUUAUACCUUAAGUACGAAAAUAGAGUCUAAAGUACCAUCAAGCUUAAAAAGGACCGGAAGGGUACAAUUGUACCUAAAUAUCAACUAUGAUACAUAUUCAAAGUAUGUACGUAUGUAUAUAAAAACAUAAAUUGAGCUGAUAAUAAGUAUUAAAUACAUAUGUAUUAUAUUUCUGUGAAAUUCCGGUGGAUUUAAUAGCUGGCUUCGGCCAAAAUAUCAUGAUAUUAAGUUUUUGGUGUCCAUCACUACCCUCUAUUUUACAUUAAACUACAUUUCAACAUAUGCUUUUACAUACAUACAUACAUACAUACGUAGGGUUAUGUAUAAAAAUGCUAACUCCAUU